This is a messenger RNA of Paramuricea clavata, 3795 nucleotides long. The record is from the annotation of a GenBank genome assembly. NCBI's taxonomy places the organism in Eukaryota, Metazoa, Cnidaria, Anthozoa, Malacalcyonacea, Plexauridae.
CAAUGGAAAACUUUAUUCCGGGGUUGACUCCUCAAGAUUUCUUCGAAGUAUAUAAAGUUCUCGUGAAGACAGAAUUGUUGGAAAAUAAAUCGUUGGUUUCUGGAAGUGAAAUUUUGGAAAGAUUUACACAAGAUUUGAUGAUUUGUAAGUAUAUAUUACUGAGAAUAUUUGUGGAACUACUGAGAAUUUGUUUAAGGGUAGAUUUGCGACCUUAUAUAUAUAGGGAUCUGAUGUGGUAUAGUGGUGUACAGUAGAGUAUACAGGACUAUAGCAGGGUACUAUUCUCAUAUAACAUUGUGGGAACAUAGCAGUCAUAUUGCUUGUAUAUUGUCCACCUCACUAGGAAUGGGUGGACUUCACCCAAAGUCAGACCAGUUUGAAUAAACUUAUAGUUUAGAUGUUUCCUUCUGUAUUUCCGUGUACACACUUGAUCUACACUGCAGGAUGAGCUUUGAAAAGGUUAAUAGAGCUACUCAGUAUAAAGCUACCGAACCCUUAGGGUGAACAGUUUGUAUAAACUACACAUAGUCCAGAGCUACUCAGUUUAAAUAAAGUUAGUUAAGUUUCUACUUCUUUUGAGGUAACUUUGUACCAACAAGGGAUGCCAGAACACUCACAUCUAGAGAACUCACAGAGCUAUCCAUGUAGUAUAUGUAGUUUAGUUUAAAUUUCUGUUUUAUCACUGGACGUUUAAAGAGAUACAUCAGUUUAGAACAGUUUAGUUAAUUGGUUUUCUCCUGUAGUUUAUAACACUGGAUCAACAAGGAUUGAUCUUUAGGAAGAUUUUAGAACUAAUAGAGCCAUUCAGUCUAAAUAAAGUUAGUUUAGUUCAGAUUUCCUCCUGUGGUAAUACUGGAUCAAUGAAGGAUGACCCUCACUGGACCUCCAGGGAGAACAGGAACUGAUAGACCUAUCCAGUACAAAAAAAGUUAGUUUAGUUUAGGUUUCCUCUUGUAGUAACAUUGGAUCAAUAAGAGAUAAUCCUUACUGGACCUCUAGGGAGAACAGUUUAGAACUGAUAGAGCUAUCCAGUAUAAAUAGAGUUAGUUUAGUUUAGGUUUCCUCCUGUAGUAACACUGGAACAAUAAGAGAUGAUCCUUACUGAACCUCUAGGAAGAACAGUUUAGAACUGAUAGAACUAUCCAGUAUAAAAAAAGUUAGUUUAGUUUAGGUUUCCUCCUGUAGUAACACUGGAUCAAUAAAGGAUGAUCCUUACUGGACCUGUAGGGAGUACAGGAAUAUCAAGCUAUCCAGUAUAAAUAAAGUUAGUUUAGUUUAGUUUAGUUUAAUUUAGUGUUCCUUCUAUAAUAACACUGUAUAAAUACGAGAUGUUCCUUACUGGACUUCUAGGGAGAACAGUUUAGAACUGACAAAGCAUUAAAGCUAUUCAAAGUUUAAAUUAUUAUAAGCAAUUCAAUCUCAGGCCUUAUAUAAAAACAAUAAAAAAAACAUAUGCAACUUUUAUCAUGUUUAACAUUGACAACGAGCUAAUGAGGGACCGUACGAUACAUUUGGGUAUAACAGGGUACAGUUAGGUACUCUACAGUACGGAAUAUUAGAGUAGAGGAUAUUUAAAGUACAGGUUAUAUAAGAAUGAUAAACAGGUGAAGAUCUCUUUAUUAAGCAAGAUGUAAUGUUGUGUAAGUACAUAUAUUAAAGUUAAUAAGCAAAUAGCAAAAAAACCCGCAUGAAAUAGUAGGCAAUUGGUAUUUUUAUGGCAAGAAAUGUUGGCACUUUCAUAAACGAACUAAAGGGAAUCAUUAUUGAUCAAAAUGUUCAUUAUUUUUCAUUAGUCUUGGAUGAAAGCCCAGAGUAUCAAAUAAAAGGAGAGGAUUCUAUCUUUCCAGAACCUUGCAGCGAAGAUCGUUGUAACAAUGUAAUAAACAAAACUCCUCAAUCUAUGGUAGAAUUCUUAGAAUUAAAAGACAUUUACGAGAAAGUCCAGAGUCGUGCAGGAGGAGGCUCACAUCAACGAGUUGCGUCGGGUUUGAUAAACAUUAAAGCGACUUCCGAGGGACAAUUGUGCGGUAUGAAUGUAUUUGUACAAAGAAUGCCCGAAGCUGCAGCAUUAUGUGGAGAUGUAAACGGAAGAAUACCGUUAGAAGUUAAUCAUGAAGAUUAUUUUAAGAAUCAGGUAUGUACAAGACGUUAUGAGGACUGAAUGCUCAGAAUAUGUAUAGCCAAUUAACAACCAAAACAUGCAAAUUUUAUUUAAAUAAUUCAUGAGUUAAUCAAGCAACAAACUAAAUUAACACCUAUAAUUAACUGACGAAUUGACUAUCUAAUUAUAUUUAAUUAACUAAUUAAUUAUAAGUUUAAACAAAUAACAAAACUAAUUAACCAACUAGCUAACUAACUACAUUUAAUAAUUUUAACUGUAAAAAAUACCAAAAAUAGGAACCAUUUUAGAGUAUAGGACACAUUAUUUAAAGUAUUUAAUUAACUAAUUAAUUAACUCUAAAUAUUUCUUGUAUCUUCAGAUAUGGUGGCAAUAAAGAAUUUUACUAAUUACAUUGAAUUAACAAAGUAACAAACAAACAAACAAACAAACAAACAAACAAACAAACAAACAAACAAACAAACAAACAAUUAAACAAAUAACAAACUAAUUAACCAACUAUAAAUAUAACUUUCAAGGCAUGACUGAGACAAAAUAUAGGGCUUCCUGCAUGUACAAGUAUACACACUUGUACAUACUGUAUUUACUGGAUAUAUUUAUAAAACAACUUAGCUAAUUUGAUAAAUAUUCAUCUAUUUGCAGCAAUUAUUUUCAGUCGACUUGGAUUCAGUGUACAAUACUCCUAAUGGAACUCCAGUUUAUAAACUGGCCACAGUGGAUGCAGAGAGAAGGAAUCUCUUUCAGUUAAUCGUUUCUCUGAAAUUGAUUGAUGGAACAGAAAGUGGACCAUUUAUGAGCAAACCGUUCUUAAUACGAAGUAGAAAACCCGGUAGUCGUUCAAAUUCAUUUGAAAUAAGCUGAAGACAAACACUACCGAGUCAAGAUUGGAUGUUUCAUUCAUACAGAGUAUAUGACAUUCCAAAAAUGGAGUUUAUAACCCGCUAUCAAGACAAAGAUGAUAGACAGAUUUACUAACAAUUUCACAUCGCAGUUUCACAUUGCACGAAUUAGAAAUUUCAAAAAAUAUUACAAUUAAAAUAUCUUAAAAUAUAGCCAUCGUAAAAUUAGUAAACAAUUUCAUCAUUAGAUAUAACAAGUCUAUCAUUAAGUUAAAUCAACGAAUUUAUAUACAGUUAAAAGGUUAAAGGACAAGCUAACGAUAUAGCCUAUAUAUACACAAAGCAAGAAGAAAUUUUUGUGAUAUCUAUCAUUAAAUACUAAAUGUGCGAAGGUUAUUAUUACAAACCUGGAAGGUACCAAAUGCAGAAGCUUAUGUGAUGGACCGUUAAUGAUGAGUUUGAACAAUUUACAACACAUAUAUACAUAUACAAUACAUAUACGUAACAUAAUCGUUUCCAUUGUGCCAUCGUGCCACUUGCCAGACAAGUGGAUGCAUGAUCUUUGAAUUAAAUCAGUGUGGAGUUGACCAAAUUUUAAAUUAAUGAAUUUACCCUAAUAUCAAGAAUACGAUUUUAAAUGUAUUGAGCUGUAAAUACGAGUAUUCUUAUCAAACUGAACUAGUGAUGUUUCACUGGACUGUCAAGUUUUACACGAGAAAAACAAAACUGAAUAGAAGAAACGUUUUACCCAGCUGCUGUGCAGUUAUAGACUAAAUACCAACGUUUAACUAGCAGAAAAAAAUUGUAAAUUGAAUUGUAAAUAGAGUAAAUGACUGA